GGCUGGCUGGCACUAGCAGCCCUGGUUGACACUGGGGGCGAAGGCAGAGCUAGGGUGAUCAUGCAGUUAAGUGUGCUGCUGCUGCUGCUGCUGGGCCCCCCAUCGGCCCUGGCAUCGGAAGACCCCACCUUCCCCCAUCCUGGGGAGAGCUCACAGCCCCCACCCCGGGCCUGUCCCUGGCGCUGCUCCUGUCCCCGGGAGGACACAGUGGACUGCGCGGGUCUGGACCUCCAGGUGUUCCCAGACAACAUCACCAGGGCUGCUAGAUACCUCAACCUACAGAACAACCAGCUCCAGCAGCUUCCAUAUAAUGAUCUGUCCCGCCUCAGCAGCCUGAGAACCCUGGAUCUGCAUGGCAAUCUCCUCUCCUCCGAGGGCCUGCCCGACGAAGCCUUCGAAUCACUUACCCAACUCCAACACAUCUAUGUGGCCCACAAUAAGCUCUCGGCAGCCCCCCAGUUCCUGCCCCGCACCCUGCGUGUCGCAGACCUGGCUGCCAAUCAACUUGUGGAGAUUUUCCCACUCACUUUUGGGGAGAAGCCGGCUCUCAGGUCAGUGUAUCUACACAAUAACCAGCUGAGCAACGCAGGCCUGCCGCCUGACGCCUUCCGGGGCUCAGAGGCCAUCGGCACCCUCAGCCUCUCCAGCAACCAGCUCAGCUACUUGCCACCCAGCCUGCCUGCCUCGCUGGAGCGCCUUCACCUACAGAACAACCUCAUCUCUAAAGUGCCUCGCGGAGCCCUGAGCCGUCAGACCCGCCUCCGAGAGCUGUUUCUCCAGCACAAUCAGUUGACAGACAGCAGCUUGGAUGCUACUACCUUCAGCAAGCUUCACAGUUUGGAGUAUCUGGACCUAUCCUACAACCAGCUGACCACAGUGCCCCUUGGCCUGCCCCAGACCCUGGUUGUGCUGCACUUGGGCCGAAACCGCAUCCGGCAGGUAGAGGCUGGCCGGCUAAAGGGGGCAAGGGGCCUGCGGUAUCUGCUGCUUCAACACAAUGAACUGGGGGGCUCAGGGUUGCCCCCCAAGGUGCUGCGGCCUCUGCGGGACCUACACACACUGCACCUCUACGGGAACAAGCUGAACCGCAUGCCCCGGGGGCUGCCCCACUGCCUGCAGGUGCUGGUGAUGCCACAUAACCACGUGGCGACGCUGGGCGCCCGGGACCUGGCUGCCACGCCUAGCCUGGCCGAGCUCAAUCUGGCCUACAACCGCCUGGCCAGUGCUGGCCUGCACCGCCGCGCCUUCCACCCACUGCGCGCCCUGCACAGCCUGGACCUGGCGGGAAACCAGCUGACCCAGCUGCCCUCGGGGCUACCUGCCAGCCUGCGUGUCCUGCAGCUGCCCCACAACCAGCUGCGGGCCCUGGAGCCUGAGCCGCUGGCCGGCCUGGCCCAGCUGCGGGAGCUCAGCCUGGCACACAACCAGCUCCACAUUGGGGACAUCGGGCAGGGCACCUGGCACGAGCUUCCAGAGCUCCAGGUGCUGGACCUGAGUCACAACAUGCUGUCCUUUGUGCCCCCCGACCUGCCUGAGGCCCUGGAGGAGCUGCACCUGCAGGGCAACCGCAUCAGCCACGUGGGUCCCGAGGCCUUCCUUUGCACACCACGCUUGCGCGCCCUCUUCCUCAGAGACAACAGGUUGCACCUGACCAGCAUCUCAGCUGAGGCCUUCGUGGGGCUCAGGCACCUGCGUGUGGUGGACACUGCGGGGAACCCCGAGCAGGUCCUGGUCCGGAUGCCGCCCUUAGCCCCACACCAGCCACAGGCAGGGCGCUCCAGACACUCGGGGCCACCAAGGAGCAGCACAGAUAGCCCAGCCUCAUCGUGAACCCCAAACUGCCCAGGCCACCCACAAGCAUCAGGAUGACAGAUACAGCCAGGCACCUAAUCCCAGCUACUUGGGAGGCUGAGAUCCGAGAAAUCUGUAACUCUUAUCUCCAACAAACCAACAAAAA
Perognathus longimembris pacificus (Pacific pocket mouse) is the source of this 1957-nucleotide messenger RNA. It is a transcript of the gene Podnl1, whose product is annotated as podocan like 1. The record is from RefSeq and is a predicted model, not a curated record. The coding region runs from base 61 to 1830 and encodes 589 amino acids. Gene Ontology annotation, molecular function: protein binding. NCBI's taxonomy places the organism in Eukaryota, Metazoa, Chordata, Mammalia, Rodentia, Heteromyidae. The transcript has 10 exons.